AGGAAAAAAAAAAAUAUAGGAAAGGUGAUGGUGUGCAUUUUGCUUGGUGCUCUCCUGUUUCCAAGCUUGAUCUGGUCUCAUUUAAAGCCCCCCAGAGGCAUUUGCAACUGGUUAUGUUUCUAAUCCAUAGGUAUGUAAUUUUUAUGCUGGCUCAAAACAAAGGUGACAUACAGUUUUUCAGAUUCAUUGAUAACCCUUGACAGAAGUAUGUAAAAUACCCACCUGCUACAUUCAUCUCAGCAUGACCCAUCGUCCCACAGUUUUGCCUACAGCUUUUUGUUGCUGUGUAUUUUGGAAGCAGUCGCUCCCUUCCUGUGCAGUCAUGCAGUUAUUUGUGUGAGUGCUCAACCGCUAAGCACGAGCUCCCUUUGCAAUAGGAUCCCCUGUAAUUGCUCUCUUUGUGCCUGCUGAAAGCUGGCUCUGUGUGGGGAUGUGUGUUCAUGUGGUCAAGGCUGGAUUCCUGGCUGUCUGUCCCAUGGCAUUGGCUACGUUGAGCUCAUUACUUCUGUGUCCAUGUGUUCGUUAUCGCACUUGGCUCUGAGCAGUGUCCAGGCCAUAUGUCCUGCUCCUCUGAUCUCGGAUUUUUUUGUUUUAAGUUUGGAGUGUUUGAAACAGACUAUGUGGGUACGCUUCAGAGCUGGAGAGGCUUUGGAUGCCCACUAUAGCUCAUGUCUGUGGUUGGAUCUACCUGUUGUCCAGCUCUGCCCUUCUGCUCAGUCUGGCUUUCCCUCUGAUAGAGUUGCGAUGUCCAACUCAUGUAUGGGCUGUGGGAUGAGAGAUAGGGGAGCAGCCCUGUAGAAUUUAGUAUUACUCUCUAGCAGCCCAAAGGGCCAGCCAUCCAGCCAUACUCUGAGGUGCAUCAGGCCUAGCACUGCCACUGGGUGAGGGGAGGGGUUGUCCUGCUCUGUGCUGUGUAGCUGCGUCUCCAGCACUGGGUGCACUUCUGGGUGCCAUCAAAGAAGAAGGACCAAAGAGCCUCCAAAGGAGGCCUACAAAGAUGGGAAAGGGUUUAGAGGAAAAGAUGUACGAGGAGCAGCUGAGGUCCCUUGGUUUGCUCAGCCCAGAGCAGAGGAGCUGAGGGGAGGCCUGAUGGCGGCUGCAGCUCCUCACAGGGAGCAGAGGGGCAGCGCUAAGCUCUUCUCUGUGUGACAGCUACAGGGCCCGAGGGAACGGCAUGGAGCUGUGCCAGAGGAGGGGCAGCUGGGGGUUAGGAAAGCAACAGGUUUGCCCUUGUAGACAUCCCUCUCUGGCACACUGCUGCACUUUAUCCACUCCUACUCCUGGCGGGUGGGGGCUGGCUCUUUGUGGGCAUACAGCACUAGAGUGCUUCUGAUGAUUCUAGGGGCCUGUGGUCAACAUGCACAGUGAGGCAGUGGUAUUUUUUUCCUCUCAGAUUUUAAGGCAUAUUUUACAAUGCAUAAAGUGGUUAUGGACACCAUCUUGAACCUGUUUAGUUCUCUAGCGUAAUUUAUGACUUUCUUCUACCUCACUUAACAGCCUUGCAUGAAUUAAACUUGUGUACAAAAAUACACUUUUUUUCUCCCCUAAGAUUCAGACAAGGAUAUCAUUUAAAUAAUGUCUUAUGUAGUUUCAAUUUCUUUAAAUUACAUUUAGUGACAUGUCAUGUCUUUCCUAAAACUUCAUUUCAUAGUUGAUUCUUUUUGAAAAUAAAGAGAAAGCGUACUGGUCCUCUGAAAUCUUACCUUGAUAUUUUUGAAUGUUACUCUGAAGGAUGAACCAUUUUCUCCAGCUUAAAAAAUUAAGCCAGCAUUGCUUCAGCUUGCUUUGCAAGGCUUAAAUAUAUCUGCAAUUAUGUAAGUUUCAGUUGUGUGAUAUUUCAUGGGCAUCUAUUUAAACAUACAACUGUUAUUUUUAGUUGAAAUAUAGACUAUAUAAAGACUUAAAAGAUGUGGGAUCAACCUUGGCAGCAAUGGCCUUUGAACCAACAGCAGUGGAUGCAGUCAUUUCAGCACCAGCAAGAUCCAAGCCAGAUUGACUGGGCUGCCUUAGCUCAAGCAUGGAUUGCUCAGCGGGAAGCCUCAGGGCAACAAAGUGUAGUGGAACAACAAGGAAUGAUGCCAAAUGGACAGGAUAUUUCAGGAAUAGAGUCUGGUUCAAACAAUCAUAAUAAUUUUCAGGGGGAUCCCAACUUCAACAGAAUGUGGCAGCCAGAAUGGGGAAUGCCUCACCAACCCCCUCACCCUCCUCCAGAUCAGCAGUGGAUGGCUCCAACCACAGGUCAAAUGGAAAUUGUUCCUCCAUCUGAAGACAGCAACAGUCAGGACAGUGGGGAGUUUGCAUCUGACAACAGGCAUAUAUUUAACCAGAACAAUCACAACUUUGGGGCACCUCCUGAUAACUUUGCAAUGGGGCCAGUGAACCAGUUUGACUAUCAGCAUGGGGCUGCUUUUGGUCCACCUCAAGGUGGAUUUCAUCCACCUUAUUGGCAGCCAGGACCGCCAGGGCCACCAGGUCCACCAGCACCUUCUGCACCUCCUCAGAAUCGAAGGGAAAGGCCCUCGUUCAGAGACCGACAGCGUUCGCCUAUUGCGAUGCCUGUGAAGCAGGAGCCUCCACAGAUUGAUGCUGUGAAGCGUAGAACUCUGCCUGCCUGGAUUCGGGAGGGUCUGGAAAAGAUGGAACGAGAGAAACAAAAAUUGGAAAAAGAGAGGAUGGAGCAGCAACGCUCGCAGAUGUCUAAAAAGGAGAAAAAGGAAAACGAUGAGGCUGAAGAAGGGGAUGGCCCACGGUUGCCUCAGAAAAGCAAAUUUGACAGUGAUGAGGAAGAUGAAGAUGCUGAAAACACAGAAGCUGUAAGUGUUGGGAAAAUCAGUAGGAGUCCAUCGCCUGUUCCUCAAGAGGAGCAAAGCGAACCAGAAAUGACAGAAGAAGAAAAGGAGUAUCAAAUGAUGAUGCUGACAAAAAUGAUGCUGACAGAGAUUCUUUUAGAUGUCACAAAUGAAGAAAUUUACUACGUGGCCAAAGAUGUACACCGUAAAGCAACUAAAGCUCCUGCAAAACAGCUGGCACAGUCCAGUGCACUGGCUUCUCUCACUGGACUCGGUGGACUGGGUGGUUAUGGAUCAGGAGACAGCGAAGAUGAGAGGAGUGACAGAGGCUCUGAAUCGUCUGAUACUGAUGAUGAGGAACUGCGACACAGAAUCAGGCAAAAACAGGAAGCAUUUUGGAGAAAAGAGAGAGAACAGCAAAUAUUACUAGAAAAACAGCUAGAAGAAGAAAGGCUACAAAUUGAUAAAGUUUCAAAGGAGAUGAAUGAAUAUAUGAACAAAGAACAAAACAGCAUUUUGACAUCACAGGAGACAAAAGAAAUUGAAGCAGAUUUGGUUCAUGACAAGAAAAGAUCUCCAAAUGCAAUCGCACCCGAUAUAGAGCCCAAAAAAGAGGGUAAAGAAAAAGAGAGGACAGGAAGGAGUAGGUCAAGAACCUCGAGCAGCGGUAGCACUAGCAGCAAUAGCAGAAGCAGUAGCAGUAGCAGCACUGUAUCUAGUUCUUCAUAUAGCACCAGCUCAGGUAGCAGUCGCAGUUCUUCGCGUUCUUCCUCUCCUAAAAGGAAGAAGAGGCACAGUCGCAGUAGAACACCUUCACACAAAGUUAGGCGCAGCAGAAGCAGGAGCUACUCUCACAGAAAUAGAAGAGAGAGGAGUAGAAGCAGGGAAAAAAUAAGGGAAAGGAGAAGAUCCAGUAGAAAUCAGAGCGCUGAGAGAGGGGAGAGGCGGAGAAUUCAGAGCCCUUCUCAAGAGAGGAGCUGGGAUAGACGUAGGAGUAGUAGCUCAAGAGACAGGAGAGUUGGCCGUGCCAGUCGCAGCAGGAGCAGGGAUAGGCGCAAACCCGAAGACCAGCAUAGAAGUCCUCCUGGAAAUAGGCACAAACACAAAAGCGAUGGUAAAGAUCAAGAGAGGAAGAAAGAGCACGGUGGAACUGUAGACAAAGACAGAAAAAAGAACAGAGAAAGGGAGAGAGCAGGAAAAAGAAAAGAUAAACCUAAAAAGGAGGAAAAAGAAAGCAAGGCUGGUAAUCACGAUGAUAAUAGAUUGAAGAGAAAAAGAGACAGUGAAAGAAUUUUCCCUCGCAGUGAGACAAUAUCUGUGAAAAUAAUAAGACAGGAUUCCAGACCAGACAGCAAAAGAGUUACUACCAAAGAUAGUAGGAAGCAGUCAGGCUCUGAAUCUAGUGCAAGGAGUAGUUCUGAAUCACCAGGAAGCAGUAAGGAAAAGAAGGCUAAGAAAUCGAAGCAUAUUCGGUCAUGCUCCAUGGAGAAAUCUCAAAGGUCUGGUAAGAAGGCAAGCCGCAAACACAAGUCUAAGUCACGAUCAAGAUCAACAACUCCUCCUCGUCGUAAACGCUGAGCAAUUAAUGGCACCAGUGCUAUGAUGUUUAAAAAUUCCAUGAGUUAUAAAAGGCUUGUCUCAUUAUAGAGGCACAUUGUGGCUAUGUAGGUGAAACCAGAACCCUUUUUUUAAUGUGUAAAUAGGUGUAUUUUUUCCAAAUGCUGCUCUGAAUUAAAUACCUAAUAGGAUUUCUUUGUAUUACAUUUUUUCAAGAACGGUAGUGCUUAAUAAGAAUAUAAAACAAAACAUACCAUUCUCUUUCAGCUGUAAUGUUCUUAAAAUUACUAUUGAAUGUACUGUGAUGUCAAUAAAGCUCUUUAGUUCUUUUUUUGUUUAAAGUUCUUGCACCUGGAUUUUGUGUUAAAUUGUAGAAAAUACUUCAGAAAAAGGCAGCUUUUUUGGUAUAACAAAUUUUUAAAGUACUUGAGAAAAGAUUUUAACUUGUCACAGUAUGUUACCCAUGGAUUCAAUGAGAUUCAUCUGUUGGGUGGGGGAUGUGGAAGAACAGAGUGUAGACAUCUUCCUUUAGGUGUGUAAUAGAUUUCUAACCUCCUUUUUAUUUGGACUCUCGAGUAACAUAUGCUGUGUGUGUAAAAUAUGGGUCACUGUAAUACGAGCGGUACUUAGACU
Molecule: messenger RNA, 4979 nt
Organism: Meleagris gallopavo (turkey)
Lineage: Eukaryota; Metazoa; Chordata; Aves; Galliformes; Phasianidae
Gene: PNISR
Product: PNN interacting serine and arginine rich protein
Source: RefSeq, a predicted model, not a curated record